AAUAAUAGAAACCAUAAGAUUUAAAGAAGACAAUUUAGAGUGAGUGAGUGAGUGAGUAAGAAGAGAUGGCAAAGCCUGUGCAAAUUGAAGUGUGGAAUCCAAAUGGAAAAUACAGAGUUGUUAGCACCAAAUCUAUGCCUGGGACUAGAUGGAUUAAUCUUCUCAUUCAACAAGAUUGUCGUCUCGAAAUAUGCACUGAGAAGAAAACUAUUUUAUCAGUUGAUGACAUUCUUGCUCUUAUUGGAGAUAGGUGCGAUGGAGUCAUUGGCCAGUUGACAGAAGACUGGGGAGAGACACUUUUCUCUGCAUUAAGCAGGGCUGGAGGGAAAGCUUUCAGUAACAUGGCUGUAGGAUACAACAAUGUUGAUGUCGAAGCUGCCAACAAGUAUGGUGUUGCUGUUGGAAACACACCUGGAGUACUGACAGAGACUACAGCAGAGUUAGCGGCUUCACUUUCUUUAGCUGCAGCGAGAAGAAUUGUGGAGGCAGAUGAGUUCAUGAGAGCUGGCAAAUAUGAAGGAUGGCUUCCACAUUUGUUUGUGGGGAACUUACUUAAAGGACAAACGGUUGGUGUGAUUGGGGCUGGUCGUAUUGGAUCUGCUUAUGCUAGAAUGAUGGUUGAAGGCUUCAAAAUGAACUUGAUAUACUACGACCUGUAUCAAUCUACUCGUCUAGAAAAAUUUGUGACAGCCUAUGGUCAGUUUCUGAAAGCCAAUGGUGAACAGCCUGUAACAUGGAAAAGAGCUGCAUCCAUGGAGGAGGUCCUCCGAGAGGCUGAUGUGAUAAGUCUACAUCCGAUCCUUGAUAAAACAACGUACCACCUUGUAAACAAAGAACGACUUGCAAUGAUGAAGAAGGAAGCAAUACUUGUGAACUGUAGUAGGGGGCCUGUGAUUGAUGAAGUAGCGCUUGUUGAGCAUCUGAGGGAAAAUCCCAUGUUCCGUGUUGGCCUUGAUGUCUUUGAGGAUGAGCCCUACAUGAAACCCGGUCUUGCAGACAUGAAGAAUGCUGUUGUGGUGCCCCACAUAGCUUCUGCUUCUAAGUGGACUCGUGAGGGAAUGGCUACACUGGCUGCUCUGAACGUUCUGGGAAAAAUUAAAGGCUAUCCAAUUUGGAGUAAUCCAAACAGCGUGGAAGCGUUCUUAAAUGAGAAUGCACCGGCCCCUGCUGCAUGUCCAAGCAUUGUGAAUUCAAAAGCUUUAGGCUUACCUGUUUCAAAGCUGUGAAGUUGAAAUGUUUAAGUGAUUCAACAUUUGCCAGAUUAUUGGAAAUGUCUAUUUCAAGCUUGAAAAGGAGCUAAUAAUGUUUGGAAACUUUGUUAUAUAAUGUAUCACUCAUUUGUCUA
This is a messenger RNA of Solanum dulcamara, 1345 nucleotides long. RefSeq names its product glycerate dehydrogenase. Gene Ontology annotation, molecular function: glyoxylate reductase (NADPH) activity; hydroxypyruvate reductase [NAD(P)H] activity; NAD binding. Gene Ontology annotation, cellular component: cytosol. The record is from RefSeq and is a predicted model, not a curated record. The transcript is spliced from 13 exons. Lineage: Eukaryota; Viridiplantae; Streptophyta; Magnoliopsida; Solanales; Solanaceae. Bases 66 to 1226 code for a protein of 386 amino acids.